GUUUUCUUUAUAUAUACUCUACGAAGCUUUUACUUGUACACGGACUCACGAAUCUCUCUCUCUGCUUCCAUCUUCGAUUGCAUAGAGGGAAGAAGAUGGCGACGCCGGCGGUUGAGGGAGGAGCCGGCGGUGGAGGAGCAGCAGCAGCCGCCGGAGUAGGGCAGCCCAGGCAACAGCAACAGCAGCAAGGAGGCUUCGGACAGUCUAUCACUGGAAUCAUAAGGAUCGCUGUCUUUUGGUACUUCGCCUCUAAAUUCUUCUCUCCGAAGAAGCCCUCUGAUCCUGCUAUUCUCAUGUCCAAUCUUUUCCAGAAGGGGGAACCGCUGGAUAUGUGGUUGUAUCUUUCUGAGCAUGAAAGGUUUAACGACUUUGGAAGUGAAGGUGCGCUUGUUUGGCAUGAGAGUGGUAUACCUUAUGCUGUAUGGGGGCAAGAAAGUAGCAGGUCUCUUUCAUUUAAGUACUAUCCAUCUGAGGCUUUGAAGCAAAAUGGAUCUAUGUUUGCACAUGUGUUCUUCGCACGGUCAGGGUACACUCCAGACCCUAGUGAUCCAGAGUUUCAGCCUCUUGCUACAUUUGGAAGGACACAUCCUCUCGUGGUGUAUUUUCCCAAGUCAAAAUCAGAUAAAAGGAGGAGUUUAUUGGGAAAUUCUGCAGGUUCUGAUACUGGUGAAAUUUUGAAAGAGGUUGUUGAUGAUGACCAAGUUGAGGUGAAAGAUGAUGGUCCUGUGGAGUGGGUUUCUUAUUGGAAACCAAAUGUUACUAUUAAUCUAGUUGAUGAUUUUACUCGAUAUCCUCAUAAUGCUGUCCCGCCAAAUAUUGCUCCUUACUUGAAUGUUGAGCCUACUACUGGAAACUACUAUCCAACCAUUUUUUUCAACGAGUUUUGGCUACUUAGAGAUAAGUUGGUUCAAAUAAAUGAGACAGUGAAUGAACUGACCCUUAAUCUCGAAGUGGCUCCUAUAAGCAUGACCAAGUGGCAAUUAUUCCUCCAGAUUGAUCAGUCAUUCCAGAUUCACCGUAACUAUGGAAGCAUGAUUGAAGGCGAGGCUGAUGAGUUGAAGAGGGUGUUCUUGGAAGGAAAUCCCUAUCUCCUGGCAGUUACGAUGGUUGUCUCAUUACUUCAUUCAGUUUUUGAUAUGCUCGCCUUCAAGAAUGAUAUCCAAUUUUGGAACAAAAAUAAGUCUAUGGAAGGACUUUCUGCGAAGUCUGUCAUUGUCAGCUUUAUAUCGCAACUGAUUGUCUUCUUGUAUCUACUUGAUAAUGAUACUUCAUGGAUGAUACUUGCAAGUUCUGGCAUUGGUUGCUGUAUCGAGUUCUGGAAAAUAGGGAAAGCUAUGCAUAUAGAGAUUGAUAGGAGUGGAAAGAUACCUAUGUUGAGAUUCCGUGAUCGCGAGUCAUAUGCAGGAAAUAAGACCAAGGAGUAUGAUGAUCUUGCAAUGAAGUAUUUGUCCUACGUGCUAUUCUUCCUCGUUGCUUGUUCAUCCGUAUAUUCACUCAUGUAUGAACAACAUAGGAGCUGGUAUUCUUGGAUUCUCUCUUCACUUACGAGCUGUGUGUACAUGUUUGGGUUUAUUAUGAUGUGCCCUCAGUUGUUCAUAAACUACAAGCUCAAAUCUGUUGCCCAUCUACCCUGGAGACAAAUGACAUACAAGUUCCUUAAUACAAUCAUCGACGAUCUAUUUGCUUUUGUCAUCAAAAUGCCAACCCUGCACCGGCUUUCGGUGUUCCGAGAUGAUAUCAUAUUUCUUAUCUAUCUAUACCAGAGAUGGAUGUACCCGGUCGACAGGAAACGUAUAAACGAGUACGGUUUUGGUGGCGAAGAAAACGAAAAUCAAGUUGCUGAAGCAACAAUUGCGAGUGUUGCAAAUGAAGAUGACAAGAAAACUAAUUAACUGCCAAUCCUUACAUGU
This is a messenger RNA of Momordica charantia (bitter melon), 1910 nucleotides long. RefSeq lists its product as uncharacterized. Gene Ontology annotation, cellular component: endomembrane system; membrane. NCBI's taxonomy places the organism in Eukaryota, Viridiplantae, Streptophyta, Magnoliopsida, Cucurbitales, Cucurbitaceae. The record is from RefSeq and is a predicted model, not a curated record.